GGGCUAUUUGAUUGCAGCACCUUCUGUAUUCAGAUCUGGUGUGGAGGAAGCUAUCAGUGUAACCAUCUUCAACUCUGUCAAGGAGACAACAGUCCAGAUCCAGUUAGUGGUCAAAGGAGAAACCGUGUCACGGAGCCACGGAACAGUCCUGGAUAAGGGAACGAUUAAACUGAAGGUGCCUUCAGGACUUCGUGGACAAGCACAUCUAAAGGUCUGGGGCAACAGGCACCUGGCAGAGGAAGGUUACAUUUUCCACAACUACACCACAGUCACCAUCGACAGCAAAGGAUCCUCAGUGUUCAUCCAGACUGACAAACCUGUCUAUAAACCCAAGCAGAAAGUGUUGAUAAACCUCUUCAUGGUGACUUCUGACUUGAGACCAGUCAAUGACAGGAUUGAAGCUUACGUGGUGGAUCCUCGGGGCUCUCGUAUGAUAGAGUGGAGCAAUCUGAAGCCAUUCUGCUGUGGGAUUGUCAACAUGACUUUUCCUUUGUCUGAUCAGCCAGUGUUUGGGGAAUGGCUCAUCUUUGCAGAGAUGCAGGGGCACACAUACAACAAGUCUUUUGAAGUUCAGAAAUAUGUAUUACCCAAGUUUGAGCUGCUGAUUGAUCCCCCUCGCUACAUUCGUGACCUUUCACUGUGUGAAAAAGGAACUGUCCAUGCCAGAUACACAUUUGGAAAACCAGUGACAGGGAAGUUAAUUGUCAACAUGACUAUAAAUGGUGUCGGGUACUACAGGCAUGAAGUGGGACAUCCUGUCCUCAAAACUACCCAGAUUGAUGGCUCUGCUGCCUUCGAGGUGUGUGUGAAGGACAUGAUGCCAGCUGAUGUCCCUGAGCACUUCCGAGGCACGGUCAACAUCUGGGCCACGGUGAUCAGCUCUGAUGGGAGCAAGCAAGUCACAUUUGAUGACUCAACCCCUGUUCAGAAACAGCUCAUCGAUAUCAAGUACUCCAAGGACACCAGGAAACAGUUCAAACCUGGGCUGCCCUACAAGGGGAAGGUAGAAGUGACUUACCCUGAUGGAAGUCCAGCAGACAGAGUCACUAUCCGAAUCAAAGCUGAGCUCACACCCAAGGACAAUGUUUAUACAAGUGAACUGGUAUCAAGGAAUGGCCUGGUGGAGUUUGAAAUCCCCUCCAUCCCCACAGCUGCCCAAUAUGUCUGGCUGGAGACCAAAGUGACAGCAAUUGAUGGGAAACCCUCUGGGGAUCAAUAUCUGCCCAACUACUUGUCCAUCAGCAGCUGGUACUCACCCAGCAAGUGUCACAUUCAGCUCCAGGCACCAGAUAAACCUUUCCAG
Molecule: messenger RNA, 1303 nt
Organism: Acanthisitta chloris (rifleman)
Lineage: Eukaryota; Metazoa; Chordata; Aves; Passeriformes; Acanthisittidae
Product: C3 and PZP-like alpha-2-macroglobulin domain-containing protein 8
Exons: 12
Molecular function (GO): endopeptidase inhibitor activity
Source: RefSeq, a predicted model, not a curated record